Felis catus (domestic cat) is the source of this 2222-nucleotide messenger RNA. It is a transcript of the gene KLK13, whose product is annotated as kallikrein related peptidase 13. Bases 368 to 1267 code for a protein of 299 amino acids. The record is from RefSeq and is a predicted model, not a curated record. Gene Ontology annotation, biological process: proteolysis. Gene Ontology annotation, molecular function: serine-type endopeptidase activity. The transcript has 4 exons. NCBI's taxonomy places the organism in Eukaryota, Metazoa, Chordata, Mammalia, Carnivora, Felidae.
ACCGCAAGAUCGUGACCUGGCUGAAGUCGGACGCUUAACCGACUGCGCCACCCAGGCGCCCCGCAAACUUUGAAUUUGAAAGUGGUUAGGCUAUGGGUUUUAUUUAAAGUCAUAGAGGCACCUGGUAAAUAACGUGUUGAAAGGAUGGAUGGAUGGAUGGAUGGAUGGGUACAUACUGCCUAGGUAGAUCUAUAGGUCAGUCUCCAUGGUGGGAUGGGAAGACGCAGGUGGGGAGAAAGUCAGGCUUGUUCCAUGAACUCUGUGAGCCCCCGGUGGAGUUAGCACUUAUACAGAAAAGGACAUCAUCACCUCUUUGCCCUGACUCCUCUCCACUCCAUGGAAGCUGGCAACUCCCAGAGGCCAACAAAUGAAUCAUCAAUUCCUGGUCACCCAGAGCAAAAUUCUGACCCUCUCCCCAAGCCCAAGGCCUCCUUCUCCCCCUGAACCCCAAUUCCCUAACAUUUUCUCUUCUUCACCAGGUAUCUCUCGGGAGUAUCCCAAGAUUCUCAACGGCACUAAUGGGACCAGCGGGUUUCUCCCGGGGGGCUACACCUGCCGCCCCCACUCUCAGCCCUGGCAGGCAGCCCUACUGGUGCAAAAGCGGCUGCUCUGUGGGGGAGUCCUUGUCGACCCCAAAUGGGUCCUCACUGCAGCACACUGUCUGAAGGAAGGGUACAGAGUUUACCUGGGCAAGCAUGCCCUGGGGCGUGUGGAGGCCGGAGAGCAGGUGAGGGAGGUAGUCCGCUCUAUCCCCCACCCUCAAUACCAGAUCAGCCCCACCCACCUGAAGCAUGACCACGACAUCAUGCUUCUGGAGCUGCAUUCACCGGUCCAGCUCACGAACCACAUCCGUGUUGUGCCCCUCUCCCAAGACUGCCUCCCUGCCGGCACCUGCUGUCGGGUGUCUGGCUGGGGCACCACCACCAGCCCCCAGGUGAGUUACCCCCCAACCUUACAAUGUGCCAACAUCCAGCUUCGCUCAGAUGAGGAGUGUCAUCAGGUCUACCCGGGGAAGAUCACGCCCAACAUGCUGUGUGCCGGCACAGAAGAGGGUGGCAAGGACUCCUGUGAGGGCGACUCCGGGGGCCCACUGAUCUGUAAUGGAACACUCCAUGGCAUCAUCUCCUGGGGAGACUUCCCAUGUGGGCAGCCCAACCGGCCUGGUGUCUAUACUCGAGUCUCUCAAUAUGUUGUGUGGAUCCGAGAAACAAUUCAAAAACACAGAACCCAAGAGUGGAAACGGACGAAGGGGAAGGGCCCACAGUAAAAGCUGGGUUGGCUCACCUGCCUCCUUCCUCCCUCCCUCCCUCCCUCUGCACCCUCCUCACUCCAUUGGCCCAGCCCUUCUCUGCCCCUCCCAAAGUUCCACUUGAACCAGUGAUCCGUAUUCUCAGAACCUCUGAUCCCAGCCGACAUUUCGUGUUUCAGAAGCAUUCAGUCACUUCCAAUAUCAUGGUCUCCCACAUACUGCAUCCUGAAAUACCUCAGUACCCUCAGCAUCCCAACCCAAUGUUCCAGGACUCCCACUGUUUCAACAGAAUCCCAGAUAGCCAUCUGAAUGUUCUGUCUGUGGAAUACCCUUAAAUACAUUCAUUGACUCAUCUCAACAAUACUCUAUGUCCCAUGAAUGGAACUUCCUUGAUAUCGUGCCAAACCCCUUCACAUAUUUCCUGACUACCAACAUUCUAGACACUUCUGUGUUUGGUGCCCAAGAAGGUUCUAGACUUCUGCGACAUUUCAUCUUGAAAAUAUUCUCUUGGACUCAGAAUCUUCUGCCCCAACAAUUUUCUAGGCAUAUCUGAAUGAUUAAUCAUAGCACAGCUAAUAUUGGAUCCUCAUAAUGGUUCGUUCUCACCUAGUUUUGGGUCUCCCAAAUGUCCCAUCCCUACCUACAUCCCAUAUUUUGCCAGUAUCCCCUGUCUCUGAAUCCCCUUGCUCACGAAAGAUCAACAGCACACUAGACUAGAGUUUUGGGGUUCAGGGCCCUGAGGGGCUUCCACACCUGGACCCUGUUUUCUGCCAGGUAUCGUCCUUUCAUCUCCCCCACAAGCAUCUUCACCCUCAGUGACCCCAAUACGCAGUGGUUAAAUGCCCAAGUCACCGAGUCCCUGAUUUGAGCAAGUCUUGAAACUCACUGCCUCUCUGUUCUUUUGUCUGUAAAUGGGGCUUCUCAUUUUUCCUCCUAACAUUGUUAUUAUAAACUUCAAGCACUUCCACUAUGA